UUAAUAGCAGUGUUAUGCACAUUACGAUUUUAUGCAUCUGGAAGUUUUCAGCUUACUUGUGGGGAUCUUGGAGGAAUCUCACAGUCAACUGUGAGUAGAAUAGUAAAACAAAUUUCAACAAUAUUUGCAGCUCAAAGUCGUAAUUCUAUUAAGAUGCCCACAACACAUGCAGAAGAACAACAUAUAUAUGAACAAUUUUACCAGAUUGCGCACUUUCCUGAGGUAGUUGGCUGUAUAGACUGUACGCACAUACCAAUCAAGAAUCCUGGUGGUUUGGUUGCAGAAUUAUACCGAAAUAGAAAACGUACAUUCAGUAUAAACGUUCAAGUUGUUGCUGGACCAUCUAUGAAAAUUAUGGACAUUGUUGCAAGGUGGCCUGGAAGAGAACAUGACAGCAUGAUUUUUAAUAAUAGUUCAUUAAAAGCCAGAUUUGAAGCAGGGCAUUUGCAUGGAUAUUUAUUAGGUGACAGUGGGUACCCUUGUUUGCCAUAUCUUAUGACUCCUCUACUGCACCCAGAAAACGACUCCGAAAUUUUAUACAAUUCGAGCCAAAUUAGAACAAGAAACAUUGUAGAAAGAUUAUUUGGAGUGUGGAAAAGACGUUUCCCUUGUUUGGCGAAAGGGCUAGGAACUAAAUUAGAAACUACUUGCGUGAUAGUAGUGGCUUGUGCGGUUUUAUAUAAUAUAGGAAUUGAUUUUGGAGAGAACCUAGAUGAAGUUUUGGUGGAAGAAAGAGAUCCAAAUAUACCAGAAAACUUACAAGUAAGGGGAAAUGCUCAAGGUUAUGGAGUUCGUCGUGCAUUGAUUGCGCGUCACUUUACAGAAUGAAAUAGUUUUAU
This is a messenger RNA of Cylas formicarius (sweet potato weevil), 839 nucleotides long. Its product is annotated as putative nuclease HARBI1. The transcript is spliced from 2 exons. The record is from RefSeq and is a predicted model, not a curated record. Lineage: Eukaryota; Metazoa; Arthropoda; Insecta; Coleoptera; Brentidae. The coding region runs from base 154 to 828 and encodes 224 amino acids.